AUGGUCUUCUCGUGGGUGAUUCAGGCUGGCUGCUUCUUUGGCUUUAUAACAUGCAGUACACCCCCAGGUGUCUGGACCUCGCAGCCGACAGUUGUUACAUCUGUGCCUCCAUCGCGGACCACUGCCUCGACCAGUAGUGUAGCAUCUACUGGGGUGACCACGUCGUCUGCUGUACUCUCGUUAACCUCCACCCCGGUGACUUCCACCGGCACGACACUCGUUACUUCACCUGUGGCUUCUGCUUCUUCUCUUGCCUCAUCCUCCACCAUGUCUCUCAGUCUCAGCUCUAGCGUGAUCGCCUCGGCCACCCCCUCGGCCAGCCCCAUCAGUCACGGCUCGGUCUUGUCGAACAUCCUUGUGAUCGCCAAGGACUCUUCGUCUGCCGGUUCGGCUACCUCCGGUCUUAAUGCAUACGGCAUCCCGUACACCACUUUGCUGGUCCCCCAGGCGGGUGUUACCCUGCCGGAUCUCAACUCCAGCACUGUCGGCAACUACGGCGGGAUCGUCGUGGCUGCCGAGGUCAGCUACGACUACGGAGGAACGACCGGCUACCAGAGCGCCUUGACCACCGACCAAUGGAACCAGCUGUACGCCUACCAGCUCGAGUACGGCGUGCGGAUGGUGCAGUGGGACGUCUACCCCGGCCCCAACUUCGGCGCCAGUGCAGUGAGCGGCGGUUGCUGCGCCACCGGCGUGGAACAGUUGAUCUCGUUCACCGACACCAGUGACUUCCCUACCGCGGGAUUGAAGACCGGCGCCGGUGUCAGCACCGAGGGUCUCUGGCACUACCCGGCCACGAUCAGCAACACGACCUCCACCAAGGAGAUCGCCCAGUUCGCGGCCAACUCGGUCACCUCGACCAAGACCACCGCUGCGGUCAUCAACAACUUUGAUGGACGCGAGCAGAUGGCGUUCUUCAUCGGGUUUGCCACGGACUGGAGUGCCACGUCCAACUACCUGCAGCACGCCUGGAUCACCUGGAUCACCCGCGGUCUGUACGCGGGACACCGCCGGGUCAACCUGAACACCCAGAUUGACGACAUGUUUCUCGAGACCGACAUCUACCAACCCAACGGAACCACCUUCCGGAUCACCGUCGCUGACCUGGAAGGCAUCUCGGCGUGGGUGCCCACCAUCAGCGCGAAGAUGAACGCCGGCAGCUCCUACUUUGUCGAGAUCGGCCACAACGGGAACGGCAACAUUGAGCAGGCGUCUUCCACCGAUGCUGGAUAUGACGCUUGCAACGGCGGCGGCAUUGAGUACAACUCGCCCCCCGACACUCCCCUGGAAUUCAAGAAGCCCCUGGGCACGGGGACCGACCUCUGGCCCGCGAAGCCCACGGUCUACGACUGGACGGCCGCCUGCACCCAGCUGGAUGACCUGCUGGUCUGGUGGGCGACCCCCGCCAACCGCGACGCGUACGGCCACAUCUCGCACACCUUCACGCACGAGGAGCAGAACAACUCGACCUACGCGGACAUCUUCAAGGAGAUUUCCUUCAACCAGGCCUGGCUGAAGCAGGUCAGCCUGGACCAGGCCAAGUACUUCACCUCGAACGGGAUCAUUCCUCCGGCCAUCACGGGCCUGCACAACGGCGAUGCCCUGCAGGCGUGGUGGGACAACGGCAUCCGCAACUGCGUCGGCGACAACACGCGCCCGGUGCUGAUGAACCAGCAGAACAGCAUGUGGCCCUACUUCACCACCGUCGAGUCGGACGGGUUCGCGGGCAUGCAGGUCAACGGUCGCUGGGCCACGCGCGUCUACUACAACUGCGACACCCCGGCCUGCACGGUGCAGGAGUGGAUCGACACGUCCGCCGGCAGCGGGACGUUUGACGACCUGUUGGCCGUGGAGAAGGCCGACACGAUGCGCCAUCUCUUCGGGCUGUGGCACGACGGCUACAUGUUCCACCAGGCCAAUCUGCGCAAUGCGGACGUGACCCCGAUUACCGUCAACGGCGUGACGGCCAAGUACUCCAUCUUCCAGGCGUGGGUGGAGACGCAGGUUCAGGAGUUCGUCCGCCUGGUCGACUGGCCUCUGGUCACUCUCACCCAUCAAGAGAUGUCCGACAACUUCCUUGCGCGGUACGAGCGCGACCAGUGUGGCUACGCUCUGUCCUAUGCGGUGGCCAGCAAGAAGAUCACCGCCGUGACGGUGACGGCCAACGGCAACACCUGCAGCCGGCCCAUUCCGGUGACCUUCCCUGUGGCUCCCACGAGCACGCAGGGCUUUACGACCGAGCAGCUGGGAAGCGACCCACUGACCGUGUGGGUGCAGCUGUCCGGAUCUCCCGUGACCUUUACCCUGUCCACUCCUAUUGCUCUGUAG
Molecule: messenger RNA, 2328 nt
Organism: Aspergillus thermomutatus
Lineage: Eukaryota; Fungi; Ascomycota; Eurotiomycetes; Eurotiales; Aspergillaceae
Gene: agd3
Product: putative extracellular serine-rich protein
Exons: 2
Coding region: 1-2328 (775 amino acids)
Source: RefSeq, a predicted model, not a curated record